AUGUCGAUCAAAGGAUGUCAAUGUGCUAGAAAUAUGGAAGAUAAAGACGCAAUUCAGUGCUUUCAAUGUCAACUUGCCUUUCACCAAGACUGUGUCGGAAUAAGUAAAUCAGCUUUCAAGGUUAUCAGUUCCGUGUCCAAUAUUAAGUGGUAUUGUGAUGAAUGCAUGAAACUACUUCCUGAUGUAAAGUCAUUAAAUAAAGCUGUGCGUGAUAGCAAUGAUGCGCUCAACACUAGAAUUGACAAAAUUGAUGAAUCGAACAAUUUGUUGAGAAGCGAACUUGAAGCUAUCAAAAGUUUAAUUCAGAGAAAUGUUGGGGCGGAAAGAUUCGAUGGCACAGUUUUGAGUACUGAGCUGUGUAACCUUAAAAACGAUUUGAACAAGAGUUUUGCUGAUGCUGUCCGAUGCGAAGUGAAGAAAAAUAUUGAACUAGUUAAUGAUGAGUUAUCCAGUGAAGUCAAGGAUCAGGAUAUUAAAAGAAUUGUUAGACUGGGUCCAAAAGCUGAAACUAAAAUUAGACCGGUGCUGAUUGAAAUGAGGAGUUGUGCAAUUAAAGAUUUAGUCUUAAAAAAUUCCUUUAAAUUAAAAACUAUGCAUGAAGAUCUUGAUAAAGUAUGGAUCAGUCAUGAUUUAACAGUUGAUCAGCGUGCCGAGUUAAAAAAACUAAUUGAUGAAGCCAAAUCAAGAAAAAUCUCGUGCCCGGGUUUUUUAUUCAAGGUGAGGGGAACGGUGGGAAGGUGGCGGAUCGUCAAACUCAGAGAGCAUCCGGUGAAGUGA
Molecule: messenger RNA, 777 nt
Organism: Helobdella robusta
Lineage: Eukaryota; Metazoa; Annelida; Clitellata; Rhynchobdellida; Glossiphoniidae
Exons: 2
Coding region: 1-777 (258 amino acids)
Source: RefSeq, a predicted model, not a curated record